AUGUCUCCUCACGCCAUCCAGAGCCCUGAACCACAGAGAAAACGACGAAAGGGUGCAACUCGCCUCAGUUGUGCCGAGUGCAGACGACUCAAGUUGCGCUGUGAUCGUGCAGUUCCGUGCAGUUCAUGCGUCAAGAGAGGUUGUGGGGCAAUUUGUCCAGAUGGAUCUCUCACGACAGGACAGGGAAAUCGAUUCGUCCUUGCUUCAACACAAGAGCUGCACGAGAAAAUACACGAGCUCGCAAAUCGUGUGCGGGAACUAGAGGAUGCAUUACGAGCUGAUCAUGCCCGCAUCACGACUGAACAACACCCGCUCCUAACGGAUGACUUGUUGAAAAUCAAAGCUCCGUUGCAGCGGGAAAUUCCCCAGAACAACGGGAAACCAAAGCAGGAGGAGGAGACCAAUCCUGAUGUCCUAGAUGCUUUUGGUUCACUUUCCAUCAGCAUUUCUGGAAAAGCAAACUACCUCGGCCAAAUCGCCAAUUCAUGGCUUUUUCUUCAGAAUGAGUCUAGCGAGGACGAUGAUCAACAGGACAAUCACCUUGGUACACUACAAUCAAUGCUACCUAUACCUAUCUUGAAUCGAGCCGCGGCGUUGCCGAUCACGACUGUCGCUCAACCAGAACCGGCUUCAGUCGCACUCCAGUCACUUUACUGGUAUCUGCCUUCCACAGAAAGAGCUGCAGAAUUACGGUCAAUAUAUUAUCGCUAUGCGGCAUGGAUGUACAAUCCCGUGUCUCAAGAGAUGUUUGACUUUGAAAUCUACACCCAAUUCUACGGUCAACAAGUUCAACCAUCCCCCGACUCCGAUCCACAACUUCACCAUCGACUAGCCGUCAUGUUCAUGAUAUUGGCUAUUGGUUCCCUUAUGGACAGUUCUCUUCCAUCCUAUAACAUUGAAGCGGAGAAAUACCAUCAACUGGCUCGGGCCGCACUCUUCCAGAAACCGUUCUUACACGCACCGACAAUCAGCGCGGUGCAAGCACUAUUCUUAAUGACUUACUAUCUUUUCAUUGCUGACCGGCACGGGACUGGUUCUGGUGGGCGAUGGGCGAUUAUGGGCUUAGCAGUCAAGUUGGCACAGAGUAUCGGCCUUCAUCGUGAUAGCGGACGCUGGAAGGGCGUAGAUAUAGAAGAAACUCAAAGACGGCGGCAACUUUUCUGGGAAAUAUUUACAUACGAUUCAUGGCAGUGUUAUACCUUUGGACGACCUCCUUCUUUUGCUCUCCCUCAUAUCGACUGCAAGAUGCCUCAUUCUACUGAACCCGCUGAAGAUCAGAUAUUCCAUGCUUGGAAACACCGUUUUGUUUCGGAAUGCAUGAAUUUGCUACAUGAUCAAGCUUUCGGGGCAAGAACUCCGACCUACGCUACCGUUCUUCAGCUGGACCGAAAACUACGAGCUUUCCCCGUACCACCUGCACUUCAGGUAGCUGGUUUUGGAAGUUCAGAACCUCAUUCAAGUGUAUCGGAGACAGUCAUGUUGACUCUACAAAGGCAUAUUGUGCUCGCUAUCAGAGAGAUGAAUCUGUUAUACCUCCAUCGAAGCUUCUUCGCUCAAGCUAUCAGCGAUCACCCGAAGGAUCCUCUUGGAUCACCCUAUGGAACUUCCGUCAUUGCGGCGUACCGUAGUGCAGGAUCCCUCGUUGCACUCAUGCGGAACCUACAUACCCAACUGAAAGAACCCAGUGAGAGACUGUGGUUCUUAUGGACACACAUGUUUUCGUGUGCUAUUGUUCUCGGUUCCAUCGUCACCAGAUGUCCCUCCAUGAGUUUAGCACCGUCGGCACUCGUUCAGCUAGAUUCAGCCUGUGAACUAUUCUCGAAGGCUGCUCGGGGCUUUCGGGCAACUAAAGUCCUUAGCAUCAUGUUGAAUCUCCAAGAAAGAGCGCAUGCCAGUCUGAACGAGUUUCGCAAGGGGACGAGAUCCCUCGGAAGGCACAGCUCCAUGGGUGAGCCUCUUACCCCCGUUUCAGAUGACGACGAAUUGGCAAUGCUCGGAGGUAAAACGAGACUUGUCAAGAAAGAGCCCGGAUCGCCCCCGAUGCUUCAUCGUUCUCCUACCUCGCAUAAUCCUGUCGUGCCCCUGCCUCUCCCCUCGUCAGCGACCUCUCACGUCGAUCCUAACGUCCUAGAGUACCUCCGGUCAUUCCAAUCUAACCAUGCCCAAGAACCACCCUCAGCUCACAGUUCUUAUUCAGACGGAAUUGAGGGGAUGUCUCCUGUGUCCAUGUAUGGACUGACGGCAUUACCGGGGGCAAGUCCUUUCCAUUCUGAACGGAAUAACUUCGGUGUGCACGGAACGUCAUCAUCGCCGACCUCUCAGCACGCAUCACGAACGAUGGGCAUGAACGGUAGUGGAUCCCAGAGCCAAUCUUUUCCACAAUAUUUCCCAGUCUAUGAUUAUGGGUCAUCAUCAACGAUGGCUAAUGGAUUUGGAUCCGCGCCGAUGUUGGACGCGAAUCCUUUACCUAACCAGAGGCGGUCAAGCUCUGGAUCCCCCGAGCAGAAUUCUAUGCACUCGACAUGGCAAGACUUUGUGAAUGAUAUGCAGUUAUGA
This is a messenger RNA of Marasmius oreades (fairy-ring Marasmius), 2556 nucleotides long. RefSeq lists its product as uncharacterized. Lineage: Eukaryota; Fungi; Basidiomycota; Agaricomycetes; Agaricales; Marasmiaceae. Gene Ontology annotation, molecular function: zinc ion binding; DNA binding; DNA-binding transcription factor activity, RNA polymerase II-specific. The transcript is spliced from 14 exons. Gene Ontology annotation, biological process: DNA-templated transcription; regulation of DNA-templated transcription. The record is from RefSeq and is a predicted model, not a curated record. The coding region runs from base 1 to 2556 and encodes 851 amino acids.